AUGUUUUUUACUUUUUUAAUUCUUUCAUUAGCAACAGCCCAUGUUGAAUCCGCUGGAAGAUUCGGCAAGUCUACGCCGUGUGUUUUCACCCCGCUUAAUUUAACUAAAUUUAGAAAUAGCAUCGAUAAAUAUUUUUAUUCUGACUUGGAAACUCAUUUUCUGGGUUUUAAUUUCACCUUUGUCAAUGUCUCGGACGCCAACUUUUUACAUCGCAUAAGUAGAAAAAGAUGGUUUCGAGCUGAAAAUCAAGGAAGCGCUCUACUAUACUUUGCUUACAAAUAUGGCGACGAAUCUUUUCGCUAUUUCUUAGACAUAUCUUACGAUACCAUACAUGUGGAACUAACGGUAACCCCACCAGAAUGCUACAGCAACAGUGUGGAAGAUGUGGAGUCGAGUUUUGUGAAAGAUUAUCUGUUAACAGGUUUCAACAAAACUGAUAACAUUGAAGAUCAAACGUACAAUAAAACAAGUGUACAGAUUUGCCAAACGAAGUUGGAUGAAGAUGAUACAUUAAUAUGGGACGAGAUAAGUUGCUGCGGCUACAACCACAAGACAAUUUAUACUUGCUUGAAGAUUGGCGAAAACAAAUAUAUGCCGCCUUUUAUCGGGCUCUCUGUUACCUUAUCUGUAAUACUGUAUUUGUGGUUUCUUUUCUGGCGCUUAAAGGGUUCGCGAAGUAAAGAAUGUACUAACGUUCUCGGGCUUAAUUUUUCCCCAAACGAUAUUAGUGUUGUGCAAGAGAAUCAAAGAACAGUCAUCGAUAUCUUCACCGUUAAAACCUCUAAAAUUAUGAUCGCUGGUGGUCCCAUCGAAGACUCGAUUUUUCAACUAAUAAAGCAGUACAUCAAAAUGCAUAUUUUUAAACGUCUAAGGAAAGAUGAAGCAAAAUUUGAUUGCAAAUGUUUUUGCAAAUGCCUACUCAUUUUAUUUCACUUUAUAUUGAAGCGAAGUGUUUAUUACUUACCUAUUUACCUUGAUUUUUUUAAAACACAAAAUCGAAAAAUGUUCUACUUUUUCUUGCCCGCCGUUUUCUUAGAAAUUGUGCUUAAAUUAUUAUUGCGUUUUUGUGGUAAAGUGAAUGCAGAAGGCAAGAACUUCUCAAAGAAACUCAAUGAAGUAAUUAACAAGUGCAACAAUUGGGCAAGAUUUAAAGAGAUUAUUAAGUGUAAUUGUAAAACAAACAAUGAAAUAACUAACGAGAGCUCAGAAAAUGGAAGGAAGAAACAAAAAAAAUGCAAAUCUACCUGCCUAUCUAUUUUGGUGAUUGUUUAUUAUCUACUGAGAGAGAGUAUUAUUGUUCUAAGCUUUUAUAAUUCUGCACGAUUUGCAACACUUCUCAUAGUCAAGCUGCUAAUGGACUUUGACUUGACAAGCAAAUAUAUUCCUUUAACUCUUGUAGGCAUAUUUUACUUAAAUGACAAAUGUAAAAUUAUCAAGAAUAAGUAUAGGGUUUUUAACCAAAAAAUUAUCGAUGUCUUAAAUGAACGAAUCGAUAAAAAUGGAAUUCAAUUUCAAAAGGCUGAAGACGAAAACACGAUGGUAGGAUAUAUACUAAAUUCAGAAACUGGAGCUGAUAAUCAGCAAAGAGUGGAAAGCAUCAAGAAACAUGUCAUGAUCUUUGUUGACCAUCAAGGAAUUGUCUCUAUUUCCAAGAUAUUCAUCUUUCGAUGUUGGGAUAUGAUGGACAAUCGUGGCUCGCCUGGUUAUCUACUGUGGCAAUGUUUAUUGGCACUCUGGGAUGUGAUUGUGAUCGCCAUAGGCCUAGCCUACAUAUUUAUCCUGCUAGUCAUUUGUGACAGAAUAUACUUCAUGACUCCAGAAAACCAGCUACUUAUCAUCACAGCAUCAGCUUUCAGUCCAUUAAUGAUUAAAUGUUUUGUAGCCAGCGCUCCGGUACCCCAUCCAGUCAACACGUCGCCCAGCAGAUUUUACGAAGGUCUACUCUCUGUAAUUAAAUCUUUUAAUCAGGAUUGGUAUAAAGUACCGCAGCCUAAAGCAAAUGAGGAGGCUCCAUUUAUAAACAGUACAGAGUCAAACCAUUAGGCUCAGAAGCAUCUGAUCAUUGUUGCUGACAUGGACCGAAAUCGUUUGUUUAUCCAACUCCCCUUUUAUAAAACAAUUAUAAAUAAAGCUGAAAAAAAGAGAAUUUUUUAUAUAUUUUCAGAAACUAUAUUAUAAAUUUUGCAAUGCAGAAAGUUCAAAACUUCUUUUUUUUUAACUUUGAGGCUGAAUUUCUAUCUAGGGACCUAUUUAUCUGAUAUGUAUUGCACUGAAUUUAUGCUUCCUAGGUCCAGGCAAUUCUUAAUUAUUAAAACGUUUUUACUUCA
This is a messenger RNA of Physella acuta, 2327 nucleotides long. RefSeq lists its product as uncharacterized. The record is from RefSeq and is a predicted model, not a curated record. NCBI's taxonomy places the organism in Eukaryota, Metazoa, Mollusca, Gastropoda, Physidae.